AUGGAAUCAAAUCCUAAAAAUACCACCAAGGUCCUCUUUAGCUACGGCGGCAAACUUCUCCCCCGCUGUCCCGACGGCAAGCUCCGCUACACCGGCGGCCACACCAGAGUCCUGACGCUCUCUCUCCCCAUUUCUUUCUCAGAGUUGAUGGUGAAGUUUGUGGAAUUAUGCGGUUCAUCAGUUACACUGAAGUGUCCUUUACCGAACGGAGAUUUAGAGACGUUGAUUUCAAUCACCAGCGACGAAGAUCUGGCAAAUAUAAUCGAAGAAUACGACCGAGCUUCUUCAUCGUUACCUCAUCCAUUGAAGAUCAGAGCUAUUCUUUCACCUCCCAAAUCUCUGAAGAAAGUUUCUCCUCCACAAUCUUCUUCGUCCAGUGCAACAUACUCUCCGUCCGGUUCGCUUUACGCGUCUGCCGAAUCACCACCGUAUGCGGCUGUGAAUCGGCUGAAUUGCUCGCCGGUUUCUCUAGGGUUUCCGAUUGGUGUUCGAAAUGGGGUGGUGAAAGGUGGAUGUUACACGGGGCAAUUACAUGGAAGCCCUAGAUUCCUCUAUCGCUUCGGGAAUAAUUAUUGUCAAUGA
Messenger RNA from Lathyrus sativus (Indian pea), 582 nucleotides. NCBI's taxonomy places the organism in Eukaryota, Viridiplantae, Streptophyta, Magnoliopsida, Fabales, Fabaceae. The record is from the annotation of a GenBank genome assembly.